AUGUUUACCCUUGCAGAAGUUGCCUCACUCAAUGACAUUCAGCCGACGUACCGGAUCCUGAAGCCAUGGUGGGACGUAUUUAUGGAUUACCUGGCGGUCGUGAUGCUCAUGGUGGCCAUCUUCGCGGGCACCAUGCAACUCACUAAAGAUCAAGUGGUCUGCUUGCCGGUGCUGCCUUCUCCUGCGAACUCCAAGGCGCACACACCGCCCGGAAAUGCUGACGUCACCACCGAGGUCCCCAAGAUGGAAACCACCACGCACCGGGACCAGAACGGGCCGACGACAAAGGACGUUUCCCUCGACACAUCUGCCAUGACGCCUGCCACACCCAUGCAAGCCACCCAGCCCCACACGGACUCCACCUUCCCAGAUCAGGAGGUCAAGAAGGAGAAGAGGGACCCCACGGGCCGGAAGACCAACCUGGACUUCCAGCAGUACGUGUUCAUCAACCAGAUGUGCUACCAUCUGGCCCUGCCCUGGUACUCCAAGUACUUCCCAUAUCUCGCUCUCAUACACACCAUCAUUCUCAUGGUCAGCAGCAACUUUUGGUUCAAAUAUCCCAAAACAUGCUCCAAGGUCGAGCACUUUGUCUCAAUAUUGGGCAAGUGCUUUGAAUCCCCCUGGACCACGAAGGCGCUGUCCGAGACGGCGUGUGAGGACUCCGAGGAGAACAAGCAGAGGAUGACGGGGGCCCAGACGCUGCCGAAGCACGUGUCCACCAGCAGCGACGAGGGCAGCCCCAGCGCCAGCACCCCCAUGAUCAACAAAACCGGCUUCAAGUUCUCGGCGGAGAAGCCGGUGGUGGAGGUCCCCAGCGUGACCAUCCUGGACAAGAAGGACGGGGAGCAGGCCAAAGCCCUGUUUGAGAAGGUGCGGAAGUUCCGCGCCCACGUGGAGGACAGCGACCUGAUCUAUAAGCUCUACGUGGUCCAGACCCUCAUCAAAACGGCCAAGUUCAUCUUCAUCCUCUGCUACACUGCCAACUUCGUCAACGCCAUCAGCUUCGAGCACGUGUGCAAGCCGAAGGUCGAGCACCUGACGGGGUAUGAGGUGUUCGAGUGCACGCACAACAUGGCCUACAUGCUGAAGAAGCUCCUCAUCAGCUACAUCUCCAUCAUCUGCGUCUACGGCUUCAUCUGCCUGUACACGCUCUUCUGGCUCUUCAGGAUCCCGCUGAAGGAGUACUCCUUUGAGAAGGUGCGAGAGGAGAGCAGCUUCAGUGACAUCCCGGACGUCAAGAACGACUUCGCCUUCCUCCUGCACAUGGUGGACCAGUACGACCAGCUCUACUCCAAGCGCUUCGGCGUGUUCCUGUCGGAGGUGAGCGAGAACAAGCUGAGGGAGAUCAGCCUGAACCACGAGUGGACCUUCGAGAAGCUUCGGCAGCACGUGUCCCGCAACGCUCAGGACCGGCAGGAGCUGCACCUGUUCAUGCUGUCCGGAGUGCCCGACGCCGUGUUCGACCUCACGGACCUGGACGUGCUCCGGCUGGAGCUGAUCCCCGAGGCCAAGAUCCCCGCCAAGAUCUCCCAGAUGACCAACCUGCAGGAGCUGCACCUGUGCCACUGCCCGGCCAAGGUGGAGCAGACGGCCUUCAGCUUCCUCCGAGACCACCUGCGCUGCCUGCACGUCAAGUUUACCGACGUGGCCGAGAUCCCCGCCUGGGUGUACCUGCUCAAGAACCUCCGAGAGCUGUACCUGGUCGGCAACCUGAACUCGGAGAACAACAAGAUGAUCGGGCUGGAGUCCCUGCGCGAGCUGCGCCACCUCAAGGUCCUCCACGUAAAGAGCAACCUCACCAAAGUCCCCUCCAACAUAACGGACGUGGCGCCACACCUCACCAAGCUCGUCAUUCACAACGACGGCACCAAGCUCCUGGUGCUCAACAGCCUCAAGAAGAUGAUGAACGUGGCCGAGCUGGAGCUGCAGAACUGUGAGCUGGAGCGGAUCCCGCACGCCAUCUUCAGCCUCUCCAACUUACAGGAGCUGGACCUGAAGUCCAACAACAUCCGCACGAUCGAGGAGAUCAUCAGCUUCCAGCAUUUGAAGCGGCUGACUUGCCUCAAGCUGUGGCACAAUAAAAUUGUGACCAUCCCGCCCUCCAUCACCCACGUCAAGAACCUGGAGUCCCUCUACUUCUCCAACAACAAGCUGGAGUCCUUACCGGUGGCAGUGUUCAGUUUACAGAAACUCAGGUGCCUGGAUGUCAGCUAUAACAGCAUCUCCGCCAUCCCCAUCGAGAUCGGCCUGCUCCAAAACCUGCAGCAUUUGCACGUCACAGGGAACAAAGUGGACCUGCUGCCCAAACAGCUGUUCAAGUGCGUGAAGCUGAGGACUUUGAACCUGGGGCAGAACUGCAUCAGCUCCCUCCCGGAGAAAAUCGGUCAGCUGUCCCAGCUCACGCAGCUGGAGCUGAAGGGGAACUGCCUGGACCGCCUGCCGGCCCAGCUGGGCCAGUGUCGGAUGCUCAAGAAGAGCGGGCUUGUCGUGGAGGACCAGCUGUUUGACACGCUGCCACUGGAAGUCAAAGAGGCAUUGAACCAAGACGUGAAUGUCCCCUUUGCCAAUGGGAUUUAAACCGAACGAACGCGGGCGGGCCCAGCCACGUACCGGGACAACGUCCUAGACUGCAGACGCUCACUCGCAAGUCAUUCCAAGAUAACGAAUUUUAGGAGUAGGUCUGCCCUCCAGACAAAACACGACGCACCCAGGCUGAGAGCAGACAAAACUGAACGUUCGGCGUUUGUAGUGUUUUAAGUCAUUCGUUUCCGAAUCUUUUCUUUACUUUUUUUGUUGUUGUUUGUUUGUUUUGUUUUGUUUUUCUUCUUCUUCUGGGGAAAGGGAAGGAAAAAUUAUAAUCACUGAUCUCAGUUGUUUUUAAAUUGUAAGUUGGAUGCGGCUGCUGGCUGAAUGUUUACACAUCGCUUGCCUGCUAAAGUAAAUGAUUAAAUUGACUUUCUUCUUACUACCUUGCCUUUUUUUGAGGUGUCGUGAUUUAUUUUUGCUUAACUGGUGCAAUAUUGCUUAACCUUGGAUCGUUGAAGACACAAGGGGCCAAACUCACAAAUUUAGAUUUGCUAAACUAUUGACUUCUUUACUGUUUUAAUUUAAAGCAAGUGAACGGAGUGCUUCCUGGAGCAUUCGGUAGCACUGUGCCCCUGGGAAUCCCACACCAGACUUUACAGUCUUGACGUCCCGGAACGAAGUGGAGGUGUGAGGAGGGUCAGGAGCCUUCGUUUCCUAAGAACAAAUACUAAAAAACAAUAUGUCCUUUAAUAGUCACGUUCUGUCCAUAGGCUGGAGUUUUGGAUAUGUGUGGUACACUUUUGUGCCAAUAUGAUAGGAUUUCCAAUAAGUGGAAAAUGUGUUUUAAAAAUAAAUUUCAUAACAAUAAAAUUCAUUUAUCUAAA
Molecule: messenger RNA, 3410 nt
Organism: Psammomys obesus (fat sand rat)
Lineage: Eukaryota; Metazoa; Chordata; Mammalia; Rodentia; Muridae
Gene: Lrrc8d
Product: leucine rich repeat containing 8 VRAC subunit D
Exons: 1
Coding region: 1-2577 (858 amino acids)
Molecular function (GO): protein binding
Source: RefSeq, a predicted model, not a curated record